Messenger RNA from Solea solea (common sole), 1026 nucleotides. RefSeq lists its product as uncharacterized. Lineage: Eukaryota; Metazoa; Chordata; Actinopteri; Pleuronectiformes; Soleidae. The transcript has 7 exons. The coding region runs from base 39 to 974 and encodes 311 amino acids. The record is from RefSeq and is a predicted model, not a curated record. Gene Ontology annotation, molecular function: dioxygenase activity.
ACUCUCAGGCACAUUGUAGCCUGUGUGGUUGAGUAAAAAUGAGUAUUCCCGUCGUGGACUUUGGUGCUUACAGCCUGAGUGAAAGGCAUGUUUCCGACCAGCAGCUGCAAGACCUGAGCCAAGAGCUGAAAGCAGCUUUUACAGAAAUUGGGUUUGUUUUCUUGAAGAACACGGGAAUCACUGAGGAGGAGGUGGACCGUGUUAUGGAUGUGUCCAAGAAAUUCUUCCUGCAGCCAGAUGAGGUGAAACAGGAAUUUAGCAGGAACACUUUCGCCGGCUGUCCUAACCACGGCUGGGUGUCACUGGAGACUGAGAGGUUGAAUCCACGUCGACCUGGAGACCUAAAGGAAUCAUUCAACACUUCAUCACUUGACCCAGACAUAAGAUGGCCAUCGUCAGACACAGGGUCUGGGUUCAGGGAGAUCCACACGUCUUUCUUCCAGCGCUGUAAAGAGCUGAGUCUGCGGGUGAUGAGGGUGAUGGCCCACAGUCUGGGUCUGGACCCAGAGGUUUUCGUGAGUGAACACCAGUUCAUAGGAACUAAUAUGAAUGGCACAACGCUGCGUUGUCUGUAUUACCCACCGGUGAACACUGAGAGAGUGAAGGGAGGCCAGGUUCGCUGUGGAGAGCAUUCAGACUACGGCAGCAUCACACUGUUGUUCCAAAGCUCUGAAGGUCUGCAGAUCCGUACACGAUCAGAUGAAUUCAUCUGUGCUCCCCUGAUUCCUGGAACUGUCCUCGUCAACAUCGCUGACCUGAUGCAGCGCUGGACCAGUGAUCGGUUUGUCUCUGUGCUGCACAGGGUAUUGCUGCCCCUUGCCGGAGACUCCAGCACUCGUCAGUCCCUGGCUUUUUUCGCCCAGCCCGAUGACGAGGCAGUGAUCACCUGCUGCGACGGCUCUGACAAAUACCCUCCAGUCUUGUCAGGUGAAUACCUCAUUGAGCGCUUUAAGGACUCAUACGGACGACCCUGAAUUUCCGUUAUAUAUAUGUACAGUAUAUAUAUAGUGCUUAACACAUUUAUCA